Messenger RNA from Aplysia californica (California sea hare), 591 nucleotides. RefSeq lists its product as uncharacterized. NCBI's taxonomy places the organism in Eukaryota, Metazoa, Mollusca, Gastropoda, Aplysiida, Aplysiidae. The transcript has 2 exons. The record is from RefSeq and is a predicted model, not a curated record. The annotation marks the transcript as partial.
CCGCGGGACCCCGGGGUCAGGGUCGGCGUGUGAAGGCGUGUCGGGUCGCGAGCAGGAUCUGUACGUGUGGCUGGAGAAGGAGCGCGCGCAGGACGAGUUCUACACGCUCAAGUUCCUGCUCAAGUCUAGCGCCGGCUGCCUGGCCGAGAGUCUACGCCGGCUCAGGCGGUAGCUGGGUGGUCUCACCACUCCCCAAACGUCACGAGGACAUCAGAGGACAUCGCCACGCCCCUCCUCCAUCAUCAGAGGACAUCACCACGCCCCUCCUCUAUCAUCAGAGGACAUCGCCACGCCCCUCCUCUAUCAUCAGAGGACAUCACCACGCCGCUCCUCAAACGACGGGAGGACAUCAGAGGACAUCACUACGCCGCUCCUCAAACGACGGGAGGACAUCACUACACCGCUCCUCAAACGACGGGAGGACAUCACCACGCCGCUCCUCAAACGACGGGAGGACAUCAGAGGACAUGUCCAUGGCCCCCUAGAGAACAUCUUGGACAGGACUUGGAUGGCGUUCCCUUCCUCCCUACAUCAUCCCUCCUUCCUCCCUACAUCAUCCCUCCUUCCUCCCUACAUCAUCCCUACAUCAUC